Messenger RNA from Gongylonema pulchrum, 183 nucleotides. Lineage: Eukaryota; Metazoa; Nematoda; Chromadorea; Rhabditida; Gongylonematidae. The record is from the annotation of a GenBank genome assembly.
AUGGGCUACGCAACAUUCUAUUACAUCAGCAAGCUGAACAUAGUAGGCUUCAUUCCGACGCUUUUGUACUUCAGCUACAGCUUUCUGAUGGCUUUGGCAUUCUGGGUUCUCACCGGUACCAUUGGCUUCUAUGCCGCAUACUCAUUCGUUUGCAAGAUCUAUGCUGCCGUGAAGAUUGACUAG